Exophiala spinifera is the source of this 2091-nucleotide messenger RNA. RefSeq lists its product as uncharacterized. The record is from RefSeq and is a predicted model, not a curated record. Bases 1 to 2091 code for a protein of 696 amino acids. The transcript is spliced from 5 exons. NCBI's taxonomy places the organism in Eukaryota, Fungi, Ascomycota, Eurotiomycetes, Chaetothyriales, Herpotrichiellaceae.
AUGUCUACUGUUUUACCUUUUCAAGAUGGGAUGCAGCUAGGGAUGGGUUUUCGAUCUCUAGACCAUUCACUCGGUCUAUGGGAGGCUGUUACCGUUGAAACAAGUGACCGUGAGACAGAUCCCAAUCAGCGUAUUGAAUACUCAGCGAAAUGCACAACCAACCAGGCUGAGUUGGCAAGUGCACUGGACGUUUCUGCUUCACUCGCCAUCAGUAAGGGAGCUUUCAAUCUGAAGGGGGCUGGUGCUUUCAUGAAGAAGUCAACCGUCUCGUCGGCAUCGUUGAACUUCAUCGUUAAAGUCUUUGUCAAGAACAGCUACAAGGGUUCGGGAAAGGCGCCGACGUUCAACUGGCGCAAGCUCAAAACGCCCGAGCAAAAAACGGACGAGGAAACAGCCUAUGGCGAAUUUUACAAAAUAUAUGGAGAUCGAUUCAUCGCCGACAUCCUACAAGGGGGACAGUUCGUCGGCGUCGUAAGCUUCAAAACGCGCAGCUCUCAGGAGACAAUGGAGAUCAAAGCCAAACUCGAGGGCGGUAUGGAUGGUAUCCAGGUGAAGGGAGCUGGCUCAUAUACAAGCAGCGACCUGGCGAAGGUGUCAGUUUCAGAUGUAAACGUUAUCUCCACGGGAGCGGUGGGUGUCAAUAAAGAAGCCAAGCAGUGGGAUAUGGCCCUCAUGCUCCAAGAAGCUUCUAAAUUCCCAGGAAACGUCGCUAAAAGCAGAGCCUCAGUAGCUGUGGUCAUCCAGGAGUACACGAGCUUACCUUCUUUUAUUGGCUCCAAGGAAUUCGACUACAAGACAUGGGUACUUCCCCAAAAUACCGCAGAGACGCAGAUGCAAGCUCUGCUUGAUGAUUUCUCGGAAUAUGAGAAACUCAACGAAGUGCUCGUGAAGGCGAUUGAUGACGUGAAUGCUGGUCAAGCUUCUCUAACUCCGACAAAAGCCAACGGCGCUUAUGAGGCUACCCUGACAGGUUUGCAGACCGCUGCUGACGCCGUUCCGAAAGCACAAACUAUCAUUCAGGAGAAUUCUAGUAUUUUACGAAAAAAACCAGGCGCUACCAAGAAAGACGGAGUCACGGAAUACGAGUCACCUUUGACCUUCAGAUCCAGAGUGCCCGUCAUCACCCCUCUGAAUGCUAGACCUAACAAGCCUGACUUCGGAAGUGGUAUAGCAAUGUGUGCGUUCACGGAUAGCAAUUCCAAACUUCGGGCAUAUAUUUUCUGGCAAGAUGCGACUCACGCAGUCUGGUCUAGCGCCUUUGUGGAUACGGCAUGGACUGUCGCAGACAAGCCCGUGAUAGUUUCGGCAAGAGCUAAUACACCGCUCGCAGCUUGUUGCAGUACCGAUGGCAAAGAAGUAUCAUUGUUCUAUUUCACUCCUCAGGGUGACCUGAGUCAGAGAAGGUACAGCGGUGACGAGUGGUACGAAGGAGAAAUCCUCGACCAGAUGAAAGCUACGACACCCGACAAUAAACCGCAUAUUUGGAGCAAAGUUGAGGCAUUCUCAGGGGUGAACAACAAAGUCCCAAACAGUAUCUGGGUCUUCUAUCAGAACUCUGCAAUGAACUUGGUCAAUGCUUGGUUUUCAGCUGGGGCCAAAACUUGGAAUUUCGACACUGUCAAAGGUUGUACCAUGAGCCCAGGAACUUCCUUAGCCGCAGCAUCCUUCACAACCAAGAACGAAAAUGAUACAGAGACGUUCUUCGUGUCAUGGCACGGGGGUGAUAAUAUUAUUUAUGGACUCGACUAUACAGGUGGUGGCCAGUGUUGGGGCACACCGUAUCGGAUACUGGAUCGCCCAGUGCCACUCGACGCCAGUCUAUCAGCUUUCAACGCCGGAGACAGGCAUGUGUACGUGAUUGUCAGCAGCGUGGACAAUAGUCUUCUGACGCUUUCGCGUAACGGGGCCAAUCCUAGCUUCUCCAACGAAUCAGUAGUCACUCACGGCAUCAAGGGCGGUGAUGUUGCUGCUGUUAGUUGGCAGAGCGGAAGUGCCAGAGUCGUGACACAGGUUCGUGACAGCAGGGACCUGAAUGAGUUUGUUCUCAGCGACAAUAAAUGGACACCUGCUGGAAUCGCAAACAAGUCAUAA